Messenger RNA from Petromyzon marinus (sea lamprey), 3289 nucleotides. The record is from RefSeq and is a predicted model, not a curated record. Lineage: Eukaryota; Metazoa; Chordata; Hyperoartia; Petromyzontiformes; Petromyzontidae.
AACCCGACUACAAAGACAUCAGCAAAUCCAUGCAGCACCAGAAGUCGCAUUAAUGAUGGAUUCACACGUCCACCUGCCCUUCGUCAAGCAAGAAAAUCAAAACCCAGGGAUGGGUCCAGACUUCCCGGUCAUACGUGACCAGGAUGUGCACAGCGACGCAGUCGUGAAGCAAGAAGAUGAUGACGGGAGUCUGGGCACCGAGACGCUGAGGAUUGUGGUGAAAACUGAAAUCGAGGAUGAUGCCUCGCGGCACCUGAAGAUCGUUAAAGUUGAAGGGACCGCCGGCGAGAGACCGGAGGAGACGGAGGAGCAUUCCGACGGGCGCCGGCCCUCCGUGGACAAGGCGCUCGUCAAGGUGGAGUCGCAGGAGGCGGACGCUGUCGCGCCCCCGGUGAGCGCCUUCGGCGACGUACGGCGCCCAGCGCGCAGUGGGGACGCCACAGAUUUGGGGAUCGUCGAAGGUGGGGGAGGUUCCGAGAGGCCGGAGGAGACGGUCGAUUCCCAUGGGCAUGCGGACACUCCGGACCGGAACUUCAUCGAGGUGGAGUUAUCAGAGUGGGACACGGAUGAAGAUGAAGCAAGUGAAACGGAACUCCUGUGGUGCGAGGAGUGCGGGAAGGCCAGAGGCUCCGCAACGAAGACGGCAAAGGCGCAACGCAGCAGCGACGGGACCCCGCGAGCCUGCACUCGGUGCGGGAUGCCGCUCAAGGGCACCGCGGCAAUCGCCACCGACGGGAGGAAGCCGCACGCCUGCCGGGAGCGCGGGAAGGGGUCUGCGACGCUCCCAAACUUGAACGGGCAUUCUCGGAGGCGCGCCGGGGAACGGCCGCGCCCGAACGCUUGCGCCGAGCGCGGGGAGCCCUUCGCGCGACCCUCCAAUGUGGAGGCGCGCGCGAGGACGCACGCGGGCGAGAGGCCGCACGCGUGCGAGGAGUGCGGCAAGGCGUUCGCGCGUCGCGAGCACCUGAAGACGCACCGCAUGACCCACACGGCCGAGAGGCCGCACGCGUGCGCCGAGUGCGGCAAGCGCUUCGCGCAGCGCUCCCAGCUGAAAGUGCACUCGGCGACUCACACCGGGGAGAGGCCGCACGCGUGCGGGGAGUGCGGCAAGGGCUUCGUGCGGCCCUCCGGUUUGGAGGCGCACGCGAGGACGCACACGGGCGAGAGGCCGCACGCGUGCGCCGAGUGCGGGAAGCGCUUCACGCAGCGCUCCCAGCUGAACGUGCACUCCGCGACGCACACCGGGGAGAGGCCACACGCGUGCGGGGAGUGCGGGAAGCGCUUCGUGCGGCCCUCCGACCUGGAGGCGCACGCGAGGACGCACACGGGCGAGAGGCCGCACGCGUGCGCCGAGUGCGGGAAGGCGUUCGCGCGGCGCUCCCAGCUCAACUUGCACUCCGCGACGCACACGGGGGAGAGGCCGCACGCGUGCGGCGUGUGCGGGAAGGGAUUCGUGCGGCGUUCCCACUUGGUCGCGCACGCGAUGUCGCACACGGGCGAGAAGCCGCACGCGUGCGCGGAGUGCGGGAAGCGUUUUGCACACCGCUCUAAUUUGGAGAAGCACACGAAAACGCACACCCGCGGGAGGUCGCGCGCGUGCAGAGCAGUUGAGGUGCAAGGAGAUGAAGCGGGUCUGGACGAUGAAAGGUUAAGGAAAGCGGUGAAAUCUGAAUUUGAGAAACAAGAAAAACCGGAGGUUCUGCUGGUUGGCACUCAGGCUCAGGCGAGAACAUUUGUGAGAGGAUCAGGUGAAGAAGGUCACGAGAGGCCAGCGGAGAUGGGCGAUUCCCGCGGAUGCGUGGAUGCUCCAGACCAGAACUUCAUCGAGGUGGAGUUGUCAGAGGAAGACACGUGUGAAGGCCUGAACAAAGGCCGAGGCGCGUGGGUAGCAUCUAGAAGCAUCCAGCAGCAUCCCAACGCCUUGUGCGAUGAUGAUGCUUGCGCCGAGGAAGCCUUUUUCUUCUUCGCUCGCAUCGGCUGGUCCGACGAUUCGCUGCCCUCCUUCCUCCUUUGUUCAAAACAGACGGAGCAAGAGACGCGGAACUCGCGUGCGAGGGGUGCGCCGGUGGCGGAGGCUUCGCGGGCCUCCCCGGCGAGACGCAACGCGCCUGCGAGCGAUGCGGCAAGGCGCCCGGGGGCGCCGCCCGUCGCACGACGGCCGCCGCCGACGGCACGGAGCGAGGGCCGCGCGCCGGCGCGCGGCCACGCGUCUGCAGGCGGCGCGGGGAAGGCGCUCGCGCGCCGCGAGCGCCCGCGGUUGCGCCGCGCGACGCGGCACGCGGGCGAGAGGCCGCACGCGUGCGACGAGUGCGGGAAGGGGUUCGCGCGGCGUUCGCAUUUGGUCGCCCACGCGAGGACGCACACGGGCGAGAGGCCGCACGCGUGCGCCGAGUGCGGCAAGGCGUUCGCGACCCCGUACACGUUAAAGAAGCACUCCGCGGUACACGCGGGAGAAUGGUCGCACGCGUGCGCCGAGUGCGGCAAGCGCUUCGCGCAACGUUCGGAGUUCAAAAAGCACGCGAGGACGCACGCCGGCGGGAGGCCGCACGCGUGCGCCGAGUGCGGCAGGGCGUUCGCGCGUCGCGAGCACCUGAGGGGGCACUCGGCGACGCACACGGGGGAGAGGCCGCACGCGUGCGAGGAGUGCGGCAAGGCGUUCGCUCGACGCGAGCACCUGAAGACGCACCGCAUGACCCACACGGCCGAGAGGCCGCACGCGUGCGCCGAGUGCGGCAAGCGCUUCGCGCAGCGCUCCCAGCUGAAAGUGCACUCGGCGACUCACACCGGGGAGAGGCCGCACGCGUGCGGGGAGUGCGGCAAGGGCUUCGUGCGGCCCUCCGACCUGGAGGCGCACGCGAGGACGCACACGGGCGAGAAGCCGCACGCGUGCGCCGAGUGCGGCAGGGGCUUCGCGCAGCGCUCCCAGCUGAACGUGCACUCCGCGGUGCACACCGGGGAGAGGCCGCACGCGUGCGGGGAGUGCGGCAAGCGCUUCGCCCACCGCAACAAUUUGGCGAAGCACGCGCGGACGCACACGGGCGAGAGGCCGUACGCGUGCGCCGAGUGCGGCAAGGGCUUUUUGCAACGCUCCCAAUUGACCCUGCACUCCGAGUUGCACGUUGGGCCGAUGACCUAAAUAGUAUUUUUAACGCGAAAGAAAAUGUCCCCCUCACUCCCACCGAAGGCGUGCGACUUGGCAUGGGCCGUCCCCCCUACCGAAGGCACGUGCGUUGGUAUGGCCGUGCACGCGCCAUAAAUAAAUAAAGAAAAGGGAAGCGCACAAAAAAAA